UGGCGCGCGCGGCCGCUCGGAUAAAAAGGAACGAGGCGCGGCAACAUGUUUGCCCCGCUGAGGUGGCUCCGCGAGGGCCCCCGUCAUGUGCUGGUUUGCGAGGGGAGCCACGUGCGGCACGAGCGGUCCCGCCACGCGGCCCACGUGCGGGACCACGCUUUCAAUUGCCAGGUGUCCUUUUUUAUCCCUGACUGUGGAUCUGUUCCAGAAGCACUAAAAAAUACAGUUGCAGAUAUUGGGCAGUACUACUUGGUGAAGAAUUUGUCGCUCCAUGAGUUAAUUGCACAGGAAUUUAUUAACACAUUUGUGAAGAAAGGUUCAUGUUAUGCUCUUACGUAUAAAACAAGGAUUGACCAAGACAAUACAGCUGCUCUGCUACCAACAGGCAAAUUAAUUAUAUCAGUAGACAAGGAUACUUAUGAAGAGCUUGGACUGCAAGGCCGUCCUUCUCUGUAUUCUGGUAAAAAGCCGAUGAGAUACAUUAUUACUGUUGACUUGACUGAUUCAACCUUCAGUCCUGAUUGUAAGAAAUACAACAGAGUGAUCUGGGCCUUGAAGGAAAAAAUGCCACUAGAGUUUGAUUUCUUGAUGGCUUGGCACCAAACAGGAUCAGAAGAAUCAAGUUUGAUGUCAUACUUUUCCAAAAACCAAAUACAGGCACUUCAGCCAAAAAUAACAUUCAACACAUUAAGAAAUGUGCAGUGUCCAGUUCUGGAGAGCAACAAAUUGGAAGGAGAGCCAGAAACAGCAUGCAGUGCUCAGGAAUUAUUUGAAUGGCUAGGUGCCAUUUUCACUCAUACUGGCUUAGAAAAUACAUCCUCUAGUUUCUUAUCAACAUAUUCAUGCCCUCAACCGAGCACAACAGUAGAACAAGCUUUGUUGUGUACAAUAACUGGCUUUAUACUUCCAGAGAAGAUAAUUCAUUUGUUUGAACAAAUAUGUUCCUAUUUUGAAGAACCAAAGUUGGCUCACUGGAUAUCUCUCAUUGUUCAUGGCUUUGCUGACAGCCCUGUUUCCUGGAAAGAAAGUGAACAUGGUUUCCUAAAAGGCGGGGAGAAUUUAUACAACUUCGUAAUUUUUAGGAGCUUGGAUUACUGGCUUCAAAUGGCAGUUGGAGCAUAUGAUGAUUGUCCUUAAAUAAUGACUACUGAAGGCAUUCAAAGGUGUUGUAUUAUUAAGUAGGCAUUUUUGUAAAAUUAUAAAAAGUACCCUUUUAAAAAUGUGCUUGAAAUCAAACACAAAGGUGAAAUCAUUUUCAUUUUCAUUUUCUUUUGAAAAUUAGUUGUAUGUUUAAGUGUGUGUGUUUAUAUGUGUGUGUGAAGUUGGUUUAAAAUCCUGGUAUAAAAACAAUGACACGUAAAUAAAAACAUUUAUUCUACCUUUUGGAGAAAAAUGUUUUUAAUUUACGUAAGAAGUUGCAGAAGCAACAAUUAUUAGACUUUGCUCGUACCAAUGUGGCAGCUACUAGGAAGGAUUGUACCAGUUCCUAGAGCCAGCAUAUCGGUACAGCUAGAACCCUUGCCUUAUCAGAGAAGAGCAUCUCAAUCCCUUUUCCUUGCCCUUUGUGCUGCACAGCUGUGCUGUCUUUUUUUAUUGGGCUGUGUGUGUGAAUUCUGAUUACAGCACAAUACCAUUGGAAAUUACUAAGAAUAAAAUGACAUUUAUAUAAUGGGAGGCGACUUUGCAACGUGUCUGCUGCUUGUGUCAUGGGAACCAUUUUUAUCAUUUCCCGUGAUCCAAUGAAAUGACUGCAAUAAAACACAGCUGAACUUACUGGAUGAAGAAUUGGGAGUUUGCCAGCAACUGUGAUAGUUGGGUGGAGAUCUCAUAGCAGCAUUUCUACUAUAAUGGAAAUGGUUGCUAGGACAAGAU
This is a messenger RNA of Zootoca vivipara (common lizard), 1872 nucleotides long. It is a transcript of the gene RPP40, whose product is annotated as ribonuclease P/MRP subunit p40. NCBI's taxonomy places the organism in Eukaryota, Metazoa, Chordata, Lepidosauria, Squamata, Lacertidae. The record is from RefSeq and is a predicted model, not a curated record. Gene Ontology annotation, molecular function: ribonuclease P activity; ribonuclease MRP activity. Gene Ontology annotation, biological process: tRNA 5'-leader removal; endonucleolytic cleavage in ITS1 to separate SSU-rRNA from 5.8S rRNA and LSU-rRNA from tricistronic rRNA transcript (SSU-rRNA, 5.8S rRNA, LSU-rRNA). Gene Ontology annotation, cellular component: multimeric ribonuclease P complex; ribonuclease MRP complex.